Messenger RNA from Exophiala dermatitidis NIH/UT8656, 1739 nucleotides. RefSeq names its product peptidylprolyl isomerase. Gene Ontology annotation, cellular component: nucleus; protein phosphatase type 2A complex; cytoplasm. Gene Ontology annotation, biological process: mitotic spindle organization. The transcript has a single exon. Gene Ontology annotation, molecular function: peptidyl-prolyl cis-trans isomerase activity; protein tyrosine phosphatase activator activity. The record is from RefSeq and is a predicted model, not a curated record. Bases 169 to 1542 code for a protein of 457 amino acids. NCBI's taxonomy places the organism in Eukaryota, Fungi, Ascomycota, Eurotiomycetes, Chaetothyriales, Herpotrichiellaceae.
CCGGGACAACAUGCGACGUCCAUCACAAACAUCAGCCACCAACUUCAAGAACCUGGAAAGCCGCGGACAGACCUUAUACAGCAGGAAUUUCAAGCGCAAGGCCCAAACCAUUCAAGUUGUAACCAGGCGGUAAAAACAAAAGAACAAGCAUUAAGGCCGCGUUCCGCCAUGACAUCCCAUUCGACCCUCCAGAAGAUCAGCAAUCUCGAAACGCACCGCUUCGAGAAGCCCGUCAAGAAGAUCUACGAUGGCUCCGACGUCACAUUCUUCCUGACAUCUCUGGCAUACCGCGACAUCAUGACAUUUAUGCUCCAGCUGAAUCGGUCCGUCGUGCCUCGAAAACAGACCAUCAACGGGACAACAAAAGUGGUCACGUGGCCCCUGGGUUCGAAAGAUGUAGUCUUCUCAGAGUCCGUUGAGCGGUUACGCACGCUGUUGACCAAACUGAGCAAAUUCGUCGACGAUGUUCCUCCCGACACUGGACCGAGACGCUUUGGCAACGUCAGCUUCAGAAAAUGGUUCAAACUGGUCGAAGACCAACUGGACGACCUGUUACGCGAGCAUAUUCCGGGAUCGCUCGCCCCGGCAUACGAGGAAUUGGGGGCUUACCUAUUGGGCAGCUUCGGUAGUGCCCAACGACUAGACUACGGCACGGGACAUGAACUCAGUUUUCUGGCUUUUCUGGGGGCUCUGUGGAAGGUGGACUAUUUCGCCGAAGCAGAUAUCGGCGUGGAAGAACGGGGCAUUGUUUUGGGAGUGUUUGAAAUGUAUUUGUCGCUGAUCAGGAAAUUGAUCAAAACAUACACGCUGGAACCGGCCGGGUCGCACGGCGUCUGGGGACUGGACGACAAUUCUUUCCUGCCAUAUGUUUUCGGCUCGGCACAACUGGCGCCUCCCAUCACCGAGGCCGACGACACACCUACCGAAGGCUCGCUGCCGGAUGCGCCCGAGCCGUCCUGGGUGAGCAAGGCGAAUCUGGUGGAGAAAGAAAAGGACAAGAAUAUGUACUUUUCCGCCAUUGCGUUCAUCUAUGAUGUCAAGAAGGGCCCGUUCUGGGAGCACAGUCCUAUGCUGUACGACAUUUCUGGUAUUAGCGGUGGGUGGGGGAAGAUCAAUAAAGGCAUGGUCAAAAUGUACAAUGCUGAGGUGUUGGGCAAGUUUCCCGUCGUGCAGCAUUUUCCUUUUGGGUCACUGUUCAGAUGGGAGAAGGACCCUGAAGCCAGGCCCCCGCCGCCUUCCGCACACUCUGCCAGCCAGCCUCUGCGGGACCCCAUGGCCGCUCAGAGCAUAACGGCCGCAAGGCCAGGAGGUGCUCCGGUCAGUGUCGGCACCGCAGCUCCUUGGGCAUCCGCAGCCCCACCAUCCGCCCAAGCACCUUUGGGCUUUGUUAAUGGUGUCACCCAGGCACCUUGGGCAAGUCGAAAUCCAGCACCUCCGCCUCCUCCGCGAGGUGGAUUUGCUCCACUUCAAAGACAAAAGAUGCCAGCGCUUCAGGAAACAUCGAGCAAAUCCGGACAAGCAGCGCCAGAUGCACCGAGGUAGCCGUAGCCGCCAGGCUGGGACUGUGGCUAGAACAGGAAUAUGAACAAAAAAUGAACAAAAUCAUGACAUGUACGAUGUGACCAUGACUAGAGUACCUUAGGUAGCGCUAUGAAAUGAACACUGGGUAUCCGCAAGAAAAACCAAAUGACUGGGGUAUCAUGAAGAAUCCGAAUCCGAAUUGUAACCCACCAACGCCA